UAUUCAAUGAUGCAAAUCCCAAUGAGCGUCCAUAUUUUCGAACGUUUUUUUACCUUUUACCUAGGUCAUCUGCUCACAUUUCACUACAUUUGAAUAGCUUUUUUUAUCCUUUUCUGACGUUGUGAUAAACUUGCAAGCAAACAAGAAAUAGGCUGUAUUUAAUUUUUCAAUUAAUUACGAAGAAUGUCUUCGCAUGUUCUUUCUUUAAAACAAAAUAAAAUGAAAACAAAACAAAACAAAACAAAAACAAAAUAAGGAAAAAUAAUAAUUUCAUUCCGAACUAAUUAAACUUUUAUAAUAAAGAAUAGUCUACGUAUAAAUCGUUCACAUAUUUGCGAAUUGGAGCAUAUAUUAUUUUAAUCUGCCCAGAGGCAAAUCAAACUUUUAUUUCAACACUACAAAAACUUCUGUUAAACAUUUGAACGAAGCUAUGAAGAUCGUAUUACGUUUGAUUACACUGCUAUGCUGGAUUUUCGAAAAUACCGAGGCCAUGAUGAAGAUUGAAAGAAAAGGAGAUAUAAACUUUGUCCUUUACUUACCAUUGUGCCUUAAAGAUGGAUUAACAAUGAAUGCAGCAUUUUUAAUUGAAGCUAUGGAGUUUGAACUUUUCAACAACAGCAUACACGCAAAAACCCAACUUACCAGGGAGCAAGCCAACAUCACACUGGGGUAUGUAAUAUAUGAUACCUGCAAUGCUGAGAAUAAAAUAGCUGAACAUAUCAUUGAAAGACUGCUAAGUAACAACGUAGCAUCGCACUUAAAAACUUGCAACUGCAGUGACGAGAUAAACGACGGGAUGGUGAUGGUAAUGACUACGAUGGAUGAGGAACAAACAGCCUUGGUGGCUAACGUUUUUCUUGGAUAUGAAAAUCACAAAUUGAUUACUUUAUCAGAUAACAGUCCACAACUGGAACCUAUUCUAUAUCCCAACUAUUUUCGUAUGCAAGAGGACGAAGUAAAAGCGUUUGUAGUGUACAGAACUCUCAUUGAGUUUUACAAUUGGAAGAAUAUUGGAUUGGUGUACUCAACAGGUACAUACGGUAAAGUCGGAUAUAACACAGCUAUUAACAUCUUUGCAUAUGCUACGUUUUGUGUCUCAUUUACAGGACAGUUUCAGAGGGAUGGAAAUAGAAACAUUGAUAUGAUAAAAAGGUUGAAAGAAAAUAAUUACUUAGAUGCGGUUAUAUUGUGGCUCACAGCAGAGGAAAGCGAUGACUUUUUUCGACUUGCAGGAAGAUUAGUUAUUCACAAUCGCACGUGGAUAUGCAGUCCGUCGGUAUCGAAUCUUGAUCUUGCAUUUUUCAGUGCCUAUGACCCCUUUGUUGUUCAGGGAACUAUUUAUUUGAAAAACCAAAGAGAAGUUUAUGAUGAAAGUUUUCAGAAUUUCUUUUGGAACUUAACAGUGAAAGAUAUUAACGAAAAAUGGUGGACCAAAAUCACAAAUCUUUUCUUUUAUGGUAACAUAUCUCGCAAUAUUCAAGUUUUGAAAGAAAAUAUUUCCCCAUGGACUUACCUGACAGCCCAGAAACUUCUUCCUCCUCUUAGGGCUACAAAAUAUGCUAUAGAUUCAGCUAUAACUGAAAACGGAAACAGAAGUAAACAAUACUUAACCUCGGAAGUAAACACGUGGGUGAAAACAUUUCUCGUUACGUUAUCUUUCUUUUUGGGAGAUCAAAGUAUAAGUCUCCUACAAAUUGACCCAUUCUCAAAAGCGGUCAAUUUAACUUCUAUAGCAACUGUUUCGAUCAUGCUGCAGCUUGGGUUUAUCGACGUAGAAGGAAAUGGAACUUGGAGUGGAUACAAAACCACCGUACCUGCAUCCAAAUGUGACGAUGUUUGCAAACCAGGUUUUUAUCCCGCGUAUAUUAACCAAAAAUGCUGUUGGCUAUGUUUCAAGUGCAAAAAGGGAUUCUUCAAGGCAAUGUUUGGGAACAAAAUGUGUGAAAAAUGUCCCGUUAAUAAAGAAGCAAGUCAUGACCGAACCUCGUGCAUCUCUUACACAAAGUUAUACGUUCUUCACAACACGGUACAUGCUUAUGUCAUGUAUUGCUUUGUUUUUGCUGCAUUUUUUCCAAGUCUAUUUGUUUUGAUAUACUUUAUUAAAGAAAAAGAUACGCCCGUUGUUCGAGCAUCAAAUCUUACCUUAUCCAUUUGUCAACUAACAUCUCAUCUAUUAUUAUCUGUUGUUUCCCUAUUCCUAAUUGGAAAGGUAGGCAAUUUCAGCUGUAUUGCAACUCUGGCUUUGCAUGGGUUUCUGUUAUGUAUAAUUCUAUCCAUAACCUUCACAAAAACAAUAAUAUUAGUGGAUAUUUUUCACAGAAAAGUAGUUUUCCAUCAUUCCGCCAUGACAAUGGCUUUGCAUUACAUUUGUAUUUUUAUAAUAUUGAUCAUUUAUUGUUUUCUGGUAACCGUUAUUAUCAUCCUAUCACCGAAUGGACUUCAAAGCGUGCGACAAAAAGAACAACUACAGAUAGAAUUAAGUUGCGGCAAUAAUAUGUUGUUGAUCACUCAAUUGGUUUAUAUUGUUCUGUUAAAUAUACUCUGUAUGAUUCAGGCAUUUAAAGCCAGAACGCUACCAUCUUAUUUUAACGAAGCAAAAUAUAUAUUAUACAGCACUUUUGGUAACGCUGUCAUUUUUACCAUGACAACUCUCCUUUACGGAAGUAUACCAGACAUAGCAACAAAAACUGUUCUGUUUCAUGCGGCCAUAUUUUCAUUCAACAUCUGUACUUUAACUCUAACAUUUGGUCCAAAAUUAUUCAUCAUUAUUUGCAGACCAAGAGAAAAUAGUGUACGCGUGUUUCAAAAGGAAUUAUAUAAUCAUAUGAAAGAAAGAGUGGAUAUGAAAGUUUUCUCAAGAAAGACAAUGGAGUGAAAAAGAUGCACAAAAAUUGAGUUGAACUAAUGAUUCUAAAUAUUUUUGUCAUCGUUUACACCCACACACAGACUGACGCACGCACAUAAGCACGCACGCACAUAAGCACGCACGCAAAUAUCGCAUCAGACAUUUGUUUCAGGGAAGCAAUGCAUUUAAAAUUUUUGGUGUAAUUUUUAAAUAAAUUGUGUAAAAGUUAAAUAUAUUAACAUUUGUCAGGAUGACAGGCAUGCUAUGGUUUCACCCUAAAUAUACUUGGCUUUUUGAGGCCUAAUAAUAUUGAGAAUUCUGCAUAUUUCGUAUUAGUAAUUGCCUAAAAUUUUUAAAACACAAUUUAGGAAAAUUUAGGAAAUAGGUUAAUC
Molecule: messenger RNA, 3237 nt
Organism: Hydractinia symbiolongicarpus
Lineage: Eukaryota; Metazoa; Cnidaria; Hydrozoa; Anthoathecata; Hydractiniidae
Product: extracellular calcium-sensing receptor-like
Exons: 1
Coding region: 431-2875 (814 amino acids)
Biological process (GO): G protein-coupled receptor signaling pathway
Cellular component (GO): membrane
Molecular function (GO): G protein-coupled receptor activity
Source: RefSeq, a predicted model, not a curated record